This is a messenger RNA of Phymastichus coffea, 1154 nucleotides long. RefSeq lists its product as uncharacterized. Lineage: Eukaryota; Metazoa; Arthropoda; Insecta; Hymenoptera; Eulophidae. The transcript is spliced from 2 exons. Bases 459 to 959 code for a protein of 166 amino acids. The record is from RefSeq and is a predicted model, not a curated record.
CUAUUUGGAGUUACAUAGUGAUAUGUUUCGACAAUAUUUAUCAUGUUUAAGAUAUAUUCAUCACUCAAAAUUUCAAUCAGAAAAAAGAAAUAUAUAUUCAAUAACACUUAUACAUAUAUAGUCGAGAUUUGAGUAAAGAAUGAAUAAUAUUAAAUAGUAGCUUAAGUUUUUGAACUUCUGCCGAUUAUUGCCUUCUAAUUUACGGAUACAGAUAAUAUUUAAAUUAGAUGUAUUUAUAUUUCCUCUAAUUACAUGAGAGUGAAUAAUUAAAAAAAAAGUAGACAGGAGUUGAACUUCGCGUGACAGGCUCACACGUAACCUUAUGCAACUUUAAUAUAUUACAUCGUUCCUAGUAUUAUAAUUGUCAUAAAAAACAAACUUAUUACCAAGAAAAUUAUAGACGUAUAGAAGGUAUUUAAUAUUGAAAACGUAAUAUAAAAGAGUUCAAACGAUAUUUGAUGUUAGUAGAAUUAAGACUAUACCUCAAAAUGUGUCGUAGAGCUUAUUUCAUAUCAGCAACCAUACUUGCGGUAUUUGUCAACAGCGUCACAAGUUCUAGUAAUACAAUAGAUAACUCAACGAAAAAGCCUGCUUUAAGAAUAUCUGAUUUAUUUGACAAAUCAAAAAUGAAGCAUCACUAUCCUGUUGCCUGGACUGAAUUUGACUACAAACCUAUCAUAGAUAAUGACCGCCUUUUUAAAAAGUACAAGGAUUGUAUUAUUGCAGAACAUUUUUAUGGUUGUCCUCGCAUCGUGACCGAGUUCAAAAAACUAAUUCCGGAAAUAAUUGAAAGUCUGUGUGCCAAAUGUCUACCUAUUCACAUCGAAAGAUUUAAAGAAGCAGCCUGUUAUAUUUAUCACAAAAGACGAGCUGAUUUCGACGAAGUUCGACGAUUAAGAGACCCAGAUGGAACUAUACAAGCUAGAUUUGAAGCAAAAUAUGGCGAGCUAGGGUGUUAAAAUUUUUGUUAUUAAAGGCUUUCCUGUACACUCAUAUGUGCCAUUCCAUGAGUCGUGAUACAUCAUUUUUAAAUAAAGCAUAAUAAGCAUAAAACGUGUAUUUAAUUUUGUAUAUUGUCAUUAAAAAUUACUAAUCUCUGUAUGAUCAAUCAUAUGAUGUUCAAGUUCAAAUAAAUUAUGUUCGAGGAAAAACUA